Molecule: messenger RNA, 10320 nt
Organism: Cheilinus undulatus (humphead wrasse)
Lineage: Eukaryota; Metazoa; Chordata; Actinopteri; Labriformes; Labridae
Gene: atm
Product: ATM serine/threonine kinase
Exons: 63
Coding region: 184-9486 (3100 amino acids)
Biological process (GO): DNA repair
Molecular function (GO): protein serine/threonine kinase activity; protein binding
Source: RefSeq, a predicted model, not a curated record
UGUGUCUGCUAACGCACGUCAAGAUGGCAAAGUUGUCAGGACCAUAACAGCACGCACCCUAAACAAUUUAGGACCACAGUUUACAUCUGCGACUAGAAACAGCUCCAUAUGUUUAUCGAGGGCAGUCACAAGAGGAAAAAGAGUCUGCAUUUAUACAAGCUGUACCCCCAUCCACACUGAAGCAUGACUCUGGCCCUUCAUGAUCUCCUGGUCUGCUGCAGGGGGCUGGAGAAUAACAAAGUUACAGAGAGGAAGAAAGAAGCUGAACGCUUCAGGAGGCUCAUCAGAACUCCAGAGGUAGUGCAGGAGUUGGAUCGGACAUCAGGACUUAAAGCUAAAGGCUCCAAGCAGCUCACAUGGGAUGCUGUUUUCAGAUUUUUGCAGCGAUAUGUCCAGAAGGAGACAGAAAGCCUGCAAUCAAGUAAAUCAAACGUAACAGCAACUACACUGGCGUUACGGCAGAAGAAGAUGGCGGACACGUGCAGCCUGAUCAAAUACUUCAUCCGCUAUGCAAAUAAACGCAGGCCUAGUCUAAAGUGCAGUGAGUUGCUGAGACAUGUGAUGGACGUUCUGCAGAGUUCCUACAGCUGCUCAGCCUAUGGAGAAGAUUAUAGCAGCAUUUUACUGAAAGACAUCCUCUCUGUCCGCAAGUACUGGUGUGACAUCACUCCACAGCAGUGGAGCAGUCUUUUGGAUUUGUUCUGUGGAUUUUACAAUUGUUCAUCCAAGUCGAUCAACCGUGUGCUGGUGAGCAGAGUCAUUUAUACACUGGUGAAGGGCUGCUGUAUGCAGACUGAUGGAUUCAACAACUCUCUGUUCAGCUUCUUCUCCAAAGCCCUGCUGAAUGCCAGACAAGAGAAGCACUUGACUGUUUUGGAGCACAUCCUCUCAGCUCUCAACAUCUUCCUAAGAUCUGUGGCUAUGAACUGUCGAAUGAAGGUGUGUCAUCUAGGAGAGGAGCUCAUGCCUUCCAUACUGUAUAUCUGGGCAGACAUGAGACCCAGUACAGCUCUCAAGGAGGAGAUUGUGGAGUUCUUUAACCUGCAGAUUUGUGUUCAUCACCCCAAAGGAGCAAAGACACAGGAUACAGAUGCUUAUGCUGAGGACUGGCCCAAAUGGAGAAGUCUUCUUUACAGCCUCUAUGAUGCCUUAAUCAGAGAAAUCAGCCAAAUAGGCAGCAGAGGGAAGUACGUCACAGGGACACGGCACAUUGCUGUCAAAGACAAUCUGAUUGAGCUCACAGCUGAUAUCUGUCACCAGCUGUUCAGUGAUGAUGAUGACACCCUCAUCUUGGAGGUGACUCAAGCCUCCCUUAAAGUCUCCCCCAUGGGGAGUCCCACACAAGGAGCUGCAAGCAAGCGACGGCGUAUUGAGCUAGGCUGGGGGGUCCUCAGGGACCGCCUGCAGCCUCAGCUUAAUGAUUUUGAUGUCAUACCAUGGCUGCAGAUCACCUCAGUGCUCACCUCUAAGUACCCAUCCAUGGUGCCCAGCCAGGAGCUGGUCCCGCUGCUGUCAGUGCUGUACCAGCUCCUGGCAGAGCAGCGGAAAGGAGAGCGGGGCCUGUAUGUCAUGUGCUGUCUAAGGGAUUUGGCCCGGUGCCAGGCUCGCUACCCAAAGAGAACCCAAGUCCGGAGCACAGAGCUGGGUAGGCUGUGGGGUCGGGUGUGGGUCCUGGCGCUGCGGGGGGUCAGUUCACCCCAGACAGUUUUACACAGCCUGGACCUGCUCAGUUCUAUCAUCCAUGGUGGACUUAUCAGUGUGGACAGAGAGUUCUGGAAGCUUUACUCUGGAUCUGUGUGUAAACCAUCCCAGGGUGCUGCUCUCUGUCUGGCCCAGGCUCUGCUGAAGUUCCCAGUCCCUAAAAGUCUAACCUUCAGCCCAGGGUGGGAGUAUGUCGGAGCUACAGAUGGAUCUGCGUCACCCAGCCUGAAGGAGACCCUGACGGCCUGGCUGCUGAUGUCUGAUCAGAGCGAGGAGAUGGAGGAAAGCUCCAGACCCCACCCCAUUAUUUGCAGAGACUUUUCUUCCAAUCUGAUAGCGAGCAUCCUGGUCUCCUUGACAUUGAAAGAUACAAGAACUGGCCUGAAGUUUCUGCUGGGUACUGAUGGAGUUGAAAGUGCCUUUUUCCAAGAGCAAACAUCCACCACUGCCAAAGACAGUCUGGAGGAGACUGAGAGGCUGUACUUGAACUUCAGCUUCAACGUGCUGCCCAUAGCCCUGCCAGAGACGGAGGAGUCGGUGCGGACGGCUUCAGCUGAAGCCCAGUUUGCCGCUGUCCCCAUCCUCAGAAACAAGCUGGAAAAAUCACUGCUCUGUGUAGCUGACAACCUCCUCAACUGCUACUCUCCUGAUUCUCCUCCAGAGUGCCUCCUGCGCUGCUCCAGGCUGCUGACUGGAGUUCUAGCAGGUUAUGUUUCCACUGGCUGUCUGAGUGAGGAGGAGGUCUGCCGGUCUCUGCUCUUCACUAAAGCCAAGGCCCUGGCUCAGGACUUCAGUGGUUUUGUUUCUAGUGUGAAAGUGAAGAUGGGAGAAGACGGUACGAUGAGCACGCUCAGAGCUGUGAUGAAGCUCUGCACAGAGUCGACUUGUGUUAAAAACAAGGAUUUUUAUUCCAUGUCCUCCAGUGUCUUCAUCAUGACCCUGCCAGCCAGUCUCCUGAGUGAACUGGCCGAGAUCUGCAAAAUGUUGUUGUGCAGUGCUUCAAAAAGAGUCAGUGUUGUGGAAGAAGACGAUCCUGUGGAUGCUGACUGGGAUGUGAGCAGAACCCAACAAGGGGAUGAAAUGGACUUGUUUGAAGAUGAAGAAGAAUCCCACAGCAGCACCAAUGGGACCCAGAUACAGAAAGGAGACAACAGUGACUAUGCCUGUGGGCCAGGUAGCAUGUUGGUCAAUAUGCUACUCAGUUUUAAUUGCCAAAGUGCAAAGAGUCUGUUAGCAGAGGAUCAUCUGGCCCACCAGGACCUGGCUCUCCUUGCUGUCCUGGAGUUCCUGUGCGAGUGUGGCUCCAUCCAUCCCGUCCACAGUCUGCUCUUUAAACCACAGGAGGUGCGGCGCAGGCUGCUGCUAUUGGUGGAGCAGAUUGACUUUAGCAAAGCUUUGCACCUGAACAUGUAUCUGGUCCUGCUGAAGAAGCUUCCUGCUGAGGACUCCUUGUCUCCUGAGGAAUUUGACUCUCUGCUCCAGCCUUUAGCGGAGUUGUGUUCUCAGUAUCGACAGGACCAGGAGAUCUGUGCUGCUGUCCUGCUGAGUUUGUUACCAUCCAUACAGAGCCUGGGAAAAACCAAACACACGCCUGAGGAAAUGAGACAUGUUCAAGGAUCUCUGCUCCAAGUUGUGUCUGGUUUCUGUUUCCUGAGCCAAACUGGUAAAUGCAUAGCAACUGUGCGAGCUGCAUUGGUGAGAUGUCUCGUUGCGCUUCUGGAGGCUGAUCCAUGUUGUAAGUGGGCAGUGCUGAGCAUCAGAGGGCCUGAGCAGGAAGAAGACCAGCCCAUCUCUGUCGUUUUUCCUUCUUAUCUCGCUGACUCCCACCACCAAGUCCGCAUGCUGGUAGCCGUGUCAUUGGAAAGAUUGUUUCUAGAGCAGAAACCAGAGCAUCCUGAGAAGAGAAAGAUGUUGCCGCUCAAACACCAGCAGGCAGCUUUUGAGACCAUUUACCUGAAGGCUCAGGAAGGAAUGAAGCUCCCAAGGAGCAGCUCUUCAGAGGACCAGCAGGAUGAGGCGUUUAACCGCAAGGUCACCCUGCUGAAGAGUUUAUCUGUCGUUCUCUGUUGUAGUCCAGUUUGUGAAAAGCAGGCUCUGUUUGCCCUCUUCCAGUCUUACAAGGAGAACAAUAUAGAGGAACAGUUCAUCAAAAAGAUGUUGUGCGGCGUUUCCAGAUCCUUGGGCUACAGGAGCGUAAAAACAUUUGUGAGCUCUCACUUGUACUAUUUAGUAGCUGAGUGGUUGGCACAGAGGCAGUCUGAUGACCGCUACACUCUUGGAUCUUUUCCUUAUGCCCUUCUGGACAACAACACGGUCAAAGAUUUCUACAGCUCCUCCUACCAGGUGUUGAUACCCCACCUGGUUGUCCUGGAUGACUUUGAGCAGGUGAAGUCUAUUGGCAGGUAUCUUGAGAAGGACUGGAAAGAGCUGUUGGCCGACUGUUUCCCAAAGAUCAUGGUGAACAUCCUGCCAUACUUCGCCCUUUCUGGCCAGGAUCCUCAUGUUGCACAGCAGAGAGAGAAAGCUCAUAGAGUGUACGAUCUGCUCAAAGAUGCCAACUGCCUGGGCAAACAGCAAAUUGACAGCCUGAUCCACAGCAACCUUGCUGACAUAGUGGUGGAGCUGCUGCUGACUCUUUAUGAAGGAAGUGGAGCUGAGGUGGCCGGAGGAGACCUCAAACGCUUUAUGGGGGAACUGGACCCAGCACCAAACCCUCCAUACUUUAGCUCCUAUGUCAUCAAAGCUACACUCGACUACCUCAGCAUGUGCCACAGUGCAAACCACAAAUCUUUGGUAUCCAUUCUAUCAAAAACACCGAUUUCCAUCCAGAGGAUUCUCCUGGCAGUGUGUGAAAAAGCUGCAGAGACGACCAACAGCUACGAACGCCACCGCAUCCUCCUCAUGUAUCAUCUGUUCGUUAGCCUGCUGCUCCAGGAGGUGAAGGACGGCCUAGGAGGAGCCUGGGCCUUUGUUCUUAGAGACGUCAUCUAUACACUCAUCCACCAUAUUAACAGCAGACCAGUUCAGUGUGAUGAGGUUUCCAGCAGAAGCCUCUCUCUGUGCUGUGACCUGCUGACCUCUGUGUGUGAGGCAGCGCUGCAGUUCUGUGAUGAUGCUCUAGACUGCCACCUACAGGUCAUCAUUGCCACUCUGACAGCUCAGGUGACCAGCCGGCCUGCCAUCUCGCAGCAGGUGCUCAGUCUGUUGCAGUUUCUUGUGAUUGACAAUAAGCAGAAAUUAAAAGGGGCUAUCAGCAGACUGGAGCCAUUUCCUGACCUGCCUGAAUUCCAAGAGUUACGUUCUGUUCAGCAGCAGCUGAAAUACAACACUGGGACCUUCACACUCCGACAGGAGAUAUCCCAUUUCCUGUCAGUGACAUCCUGUGACUGCCUACCUCUGACCAGACUGGAGGGUCUGAAGGAGCUGACCAGACGGCUGCGUGACAACAAGGGCCAGAUUGGGGAGCUGCUGAGAGAGUGCCAUACCGACCCCUCUGACAGUGUGCUGGUGAAUCUGGUUCUCAGUCUGCUGCAGCUCUGUAAGCUGGCGACCAACCACCCCGGAGGAGCGGAAAUUCUGGAGGCGGCAGGCAGCUGCCUGGGAGAACUAGGUCCUGUGGAUUUCUCUACCAUCGCUCUGCUUCAUGGCAGAGACCCUCUUUAUGAGAGAGCCGUGUCUCUCUUCACUUCCACUGAGUCCCAGUGUCUGUACAUUAUCCUCAACUGCAUGAACGAUGCACUAACCGAGCAGCGUAUUGAGGUGAGGCAGGCAGCUGUUCAGUGUGUGAAGUACAUCCUGGCCACUCAGUCUGGACUAGACUUCUGGGAGCAGCAUAGAGACAGCAGAGACCCCAUGCUGGCCUAUCUCAAUCCCUUCAGAAAAGCCAAGAAGAAGGUGGCAGCUGUGUCUGCUGAAGAGAGCUCGGAUGCCAAGGAGAAGCUGGUGAGCCAGGAGUUUUGGAUCCCCCGGGCAGGUGGACACGAGGCCUGGCUGAAGGCUUUGUGCACCACCUUGCUGGACAGUGGAGGAGUCAGGAGUGAGGCCCUGCUGCUGUCACGGCCCCUGUGUCUGGUGAAGGUGGACUGCUGCCAGAGGCUGCUGCCUCUCAUCAUUCACUUCAUCCUUCUGGAGGACUCUGAUGGCUCAUGGAGGGAGCUGCUGUCCUCCCACAUUCAAGACUUUUUCAGCUUUUGUUUCAGAAGUUCUCAGGCCUCCAGUCGCUCUGCUACACCUCUAAACUCUGACUCUGAGCCGGACACUGCCAGCCACGGCCUGUAUGACAAAACCUCUCUGCGCACCAUGCUUGCUGUUAUUGACUAUCUGAGAAACCAGCGGAGACCACUGGAAGCUGAAAGCACCUCCUGUGGCACCGUGUGCGACUCAAACUUCUGGUUAGAGCUGAAUUACCUGGAGGUCGCCAAAGCUGCUCAGUCCUGCUCAGCUCAUUUCACUGCGCUGCUGUACACUGAAAUCUAUGUUGAUAAGAUCAAAGCUAAUAUGGAGGAGAGUCGCAGAACCAAGUCUAGAGCAUCACGCAAGAUUAAUUUUGAGGAGAAUAGCCAGAACUUCACCAUCUCCAGUCUGACUGAGAAGAGUUUGGAGGAAACCAAAAUCAGCCUGCAGGAGCUUCUGAUUGAGGUGUAUCGCAGCAUCGGUGAGCCUGAUAGUCUGUAUGGCUGUGGAGGGGAGACGAUGACCAGUCCAUUGACAAGGAUUCGAACAUAUGAGCAUGAAGCCAUGUGGGGGAAGGCCCUGACUUCCUACGACCUCCACUCUACUCUACCAGAGGUCGUUAGACAAGUGGGAAUUGUUGAGGGUAUGCAGAACUUCGGUCUCAGCAGCAUCCUCGCCACCUACAUGAGGGGUCUGGAGAGUGAAGGAGUUGAGUGGAGGGCGGAGCUGAGAGAGCUUCGCUUUCAGGCCGCCUGGAGGAAUACGCAGUGGGAUUGUGAACUGUCAGAGAGGAGUGACAAAUCCAAACCCGGCUUUCAUGAAUCAGUGUUUUGUUCCUUACAAGCGCUGAGGGACAAAGAGUUCUCCAUUUUUGAUGAAACUAUGAAACUGGCCAGGGGUGCAGAGAUGGAGGAACUGUGCAGAGGAAGUUUAGAGGCCGUUUCUUCUCUUUACCCAGCUCUCAGGAAUCUGCAGAGCAUCAGAGAGCUGGAGAGUGUUAAACAGCUCUUUUCUAGGCCCUUCUCUGAUGUGACUCUGAGGGAAGUUUGCAGCCAGUGGCGGCAGCAGCUAAAGCUGCUCGCUGAUAGUGACUUUGCUCUGGUUGAACCCAUUCUUGCUGCACGCUCUGUUGCCAAGAACACCCUGAUGUGCAGGGUGGGAAACCCCGACGACACUCAGUACCUCAGCUCUGUGCUCACUGACCACCUCAUGGAAUUCUGCCGGCUCGCUCGCAAAGCUGGGAAUACACAGCUGGCAGAGCGGGCAGUCUUCCAGAUGAAGCUGCAGCGUACUGGGGGGUCCUCAUCUCUGGUGUCAUCAUGGCAGCUGGAGGAAGCUCAGGUGUUCUGGGCCAAGGGAGAGCAGGGACUUGCCCUAGGCCUGCUGAGACAGAUGAUUAACAAGCUGGAGGAGAAGGUGGACAUGAAUCCUGCGCUGGUCCCAGUCUACACAGAGUGCCUCAGGCUGUGUGGUAACUGGUUGGCUGAGACCUGCUUGGAAAGCCCCGGAGUUAUCCUGGAGAAGUAUCUAGAGAGGGCCGUGGAAGUGAUUGAGGAGGAGUCGGGAGUUCAGGACUCACGGCUGGAAGCUCAGCGAACAGAGGCCUUCCUGUCACUGGCACGCUUCUCUGACACUCAGUAUCAGAGCAUCGAUAAAUACAUGAACUCCUCCGAGUUUGAGAACAAACAGGCACUGCUGGAAAAGGCCAAAGAAGAGGUAGACCUCAUGAAGGAGCGUAAAGUGACAUCAAACAGGUACACCAUAAAGGUGCAGAGAGAGCUGGAGCUGGAUGAGAAGGCCUUGUCUAACCUUCGGGCGGACAGACAGCGCUUCCUGUGUAAGGCAGUGAAGAACUAUAUCCAGUGUCUGGAGGAAGGACAGGAGCACGACACCUGGGUGUUCCGCCUGGCUUCACUCUGGCUGGAGAACGCUGAUGUUAGGGCCGUUAACGAAAUGAUGAAGAAAGGGGUGAAGCAAAUCCCCUCCUAUAAGUUUUUGCCUCUUAUGUAUCAGCUGGCUGCUCGAAUGGGAACCAAAAUGGCAAACGGCAUCACUGAGGAUACAGGCUUCCAUGAUGUUCUCAGCGAGUUAAUCUGCAGAGCUUCUCUAGAGCACCCUCACCACACCCUCUUCAUCAUCUUCGCCCUGGUCAACGCCAAUAAAGACGAGAGCUUUUGCAGAUCUAGGCUGUCGAAGAAUGCUUGCCAGUCCUCGCCAUUUGACCUGGAGCGAUCCGAUGUGGCCCGUAAGAUCAUUCACACAAUCAAGAAGAAGAGAGGUGAGAUGAUCAGAGGGAUUGAACGUCUGUGUGAUGCCUACAUCACUCUAGCUUACAUGGAUGCCAGCAAGCACAAGCAGGAGAAACGAGCGAUUCCCAUCCCUGCAGAUCAGCCCAUCAUGAAAAUCAAAGACCUUGAUGAGGUUGCCAUCCCUACAAUGGAGAUCAGGGUGGAUCCGUCUGGUUGCUAUGACAACCUGGUGACUGUCAGAUCCUUUCUGCCCCAUUACCACCUAGCUGGAGGAGUCAACCUGCCCAAGAUCCUGGACUGUGUUGGUUCAGACGGAAAGAGCAGGAGGCAGCUGGUGAAGGGCCAGGACGACCUGCGGCAGGAUGCAGUCAUGCAGCAGGUUUUCAGCAUGUGCUCCAUGCUGCUGCAGCGUAACACAGACACUCGCAAGAGGAAGCUCAACAUCAGACGAUACAAGGUGGUACCGUUCUCGCAGCGUAGUGGCGUGCUGGAAUGGUGCUCAGGUACGGUGCCUAUUGGGGAGUUUCUGGUGGAUCCAAGCAAAGGAGCCCACAAACGCUUCAGACCCCAGGACUGGGCGAACCUCGCCUGCCGCAAGAAGAUGAUGGAGGCCCAGAGGCAACCAUUCGAUGAAAAGCUCCAGGUCUACAGUGAGGUGUGCAGGAACUUCAGGCCCGUCUUCAGGUAUUUCUGUAUGGAGCGCUUCCUGGACCCCGCCGUGUGGAUGGAGAAACGACUAGCCUACACUCGCAGCGUGGCCACCUCCUCUAUAGUCGGCUACAUCGUGGGACUCGGUGACAGACACAUCCAGAAUAUUCUGAUUGAUGAGCAGACGGCUGAGCUGGUGCACAUUGAUUUAGGUGUGGCCUUUGAGCAGGGGAAGAUCCUCCCCACCCCUGAGACGGUCCCCUUCAGACUGUCCAGAGACAUCGUGGAUGGGAUGGGUAUCACAGGAGUGGAAGGAGUUUUCAGGAGGUGUUGUGAGAAGACGAUGGAGGUGAUGAGAGGUUCUCAGGAAGCCCUGCUAACUAUUGUAGAGGUGCUUCUGUAUGACCCUUUAUUUGACUGGACCAUGAAUCCACUGAAGGCCUUUUACCUGCAGCAUGAUGAACAGCAGGAGCUCAAUGCAACUCUUAGCUCUACCAUUGGUGGAGAGGUCAUGGACAACCAGCGAAAAUCCAGUGACAGUCAGAGCUUUAACAAAGUGGCUGAGCGUGUGCUGCUGAGGCUGCAGGAGAAGCUGAAGGGGGUGGAGGAGGGCACAGUGCUCAGCAUCGGAGGGCAGGUCAACCUGCUCAUCCAACAAGCCAUGGACCCCAAAAACCUCAGCAGACUCUUUCCUGGUUGGCAGGCCUGGGUGUAGACCUGGGGGAAGGUACACUGUUGGCAGCGUGAGACUGAGGCAUAAGGAACUGAGACCCACAUGGAUGUUAUGCUGCAGAAACACAACGUUUUAAUGUUUAAUAUUUACCAUGAAAGCUGGUGUAUUUUGCACUUUCAUUACUUUGGGCUUUUUGAUCUAAAAAGUUGGCUUUGACUGGUGUAAAGUACUGUAUCACAGGUACAGGUGUCACUGUCACACAUUGCUCUACACCUGACAUUGUUAAAAAAUCACCUCAUUCAUUGUGUAUGCAGGCAGCUGCUUUACAGCCCUCAGUGUGCUAGGAUGCAGAAUCACAUGUUGUAGACUUUGUUGAAUGCAAUGGAAAUUAUCAUGCAGGAAGACGGUUUAAUUCUUUCUUUCCUUCUAAGGGAAGCCCAAAAAACAGACCACCAAUGCAACCUAUAUUCCAGAUUUUAUGGUAAAGCAAAUUUAUUCCAUGUAGUUUAACAAAAUGAAAGCUUUAUUGCCACGAUCAGAACUCAAGACGGUCAAAAGUAAAUGUUUCCUUCAUCUCUGCUGCUUUGCACAUAAACUAGAAACGUAUGCAUUUAUCCUUCCUAAACAGUUAUAGUAACUAAACUGGUCGUUAAAGCCAUCUGUCAGAUUGAAAGUGUUGUACAAGGACCAUUAACUGUGGUGCUAAAAUGGAUGGGGCAUGUUUGCAGAAAGGACAUGUCUACUGUUGAAGCAAGAGUGUUUUUCUUUUCUAUGAAACCCAUUUAUAUGUGAAUGUUCUCUGUUUGUAGCUGAUUUAUUCAAUGAAUUAUUAUUUGUAAUAGCCCUUUACAAAGAAUAAAUUCCUUAUGAAUGUAA